Molecule: messenger RNA, 1929 nt
Organism: Wallemia ichthyophaga EXF-994
Lineage: Eukaryota; Fungi; Basidiomycota; Wallemiomycetes; Wallemiales; Wallemiaceae
Product: Pumilio-like proteiny domain family member 6
Exons: 3
Coding region: 1-1929 (642 amino acids)
Biological process (GO): regulation of translation
Cellular component (GO): nucleolus
Molecular function (GO): mRNA binding
Source: RefSeq, a predicted model, not a curated record
AUGGUGAAGCGAGCAGCGAACGAGCGCAGCGAAAACAAAAACAAGCGCAGUAAACCAAGCUUUAACAAGGCUGAAGAAGCUCCUGCUAAAAGGAAGGCGCCAAUUACAGGCUCAGCUCCAGUCAAGGACGACAGCGACGACCAAGACGAGGAGGAGGAAGAGGAUGGAUAUGAGGAAGUUCCAGCUGCGUCUGAAGGAGAGGAGGAUGAAGAAAUGGACCGUGAAGAGCCUUUACCAGACGCUGACAAGGCUGCCAGCAAUAAAAAAAUGCACGCAGAGUCAAAGGAGAAGGCUGCAAUGAGAAAAGCGCACAAGCCACACUCAGAAAUCGUCGCACAGGCUAAAGUUCAUUGGGAAAUGGUCAGGCAGAGCAAGAAUUUAACAAAAGAAGAGCGCAAGAAGCACCUUGAUUCUCUGGUUGAUGUGGUUACUGGUCAUGUAAAGGAUGUCAUCUUUAAACACGACGCUAGCCGCAUUAUCCAGUCUAUCGUAAAGCACGGUGGUCGCAAGGAGAGGGAAUUGGUAGCACAUGAACUAGAAGGAAGCUACUUAAAGCUAGCACAAGACAAAUACGCUAAUUUCCUUCUCACUAAGCUCAUCAGAUACUGCCCUACAUUCAGACCAAAGAUUCUUGCUUCCUUCCACGGUAACGUCCCCAAGCUAUUACUCCACAAGUACGCAUCUGGCGUGAUUGAGGAUGCUUUCGCUCUCUACGCUAAUGCAGUAGAUCGUCAAGCUCUCGUUCGUGAUUUCUACGGCAAAGAGUUCUCACUCUUCAACGAUGACGAAAGCAAGAAAGGUAAAGUUCUUAAGGAUCUUCUCACAGAACAAAACCAAUCUAAGCGUGAAAUGAUGAUGGAUAACGUGCGCAACACUCUGCAAUCCAUUUUCGAGCACUCAGACAAAGGUGCAGUGUCUCAUUCCAUCGUUCAUAGAGCACUAUGGGAAUACAUGAGUGCAUUAGACCUGGUUUACGACCAAGUUGAAGCCGACAAGAAGCGCAAGUCUUUGCUGGAAGAUUGCAAUGAAGUCCUUCCAGAAAUAGUACACACAAGAGAUGGAUCGAGAGCUGUUAGAGAGUUUAUUGCAACAACAUCAGCAAAAGAACGUAAAAUGAUACUUAGAAUCAUGAGACCACACAUAGGAAAGAUGGCUACGGAUGAUCAAGCUCAAUUUGUGCUCUUCACCGCAUUAGAUGCUGUAGACGAUACCAAAGCAUUGAGCCAGUCUAUUAUUUCUCCAAUAACGAAAGCUGCUGAAGAAAUUGCAUUCGAUAAAAAUGGCAGGAGAUCAUUACAUUACCUCACCACACCAAGAUCAACGAAACAUUUCACACCGGCAUUCAUCGCCACAAUUGCAGAGACAGAUGAAGCGUUGAAGAAGACUUCCAAGAAGGAUUUCAACACUAGAAGAGGUGAAAUUAUCAAAGCAUCGAGUGGUGAUCUAUUGAAGGUCGUUGAGGAGUUGCCAAGAAAGUUGAUCAUGGAUGCUGGUGGUAGUUUGAUCUUGACUGACAUAAUGCUCUACACUAUAGGAGAUAAAAGUAGAGCAUUGGAUGCAUUAGCUGGGUUGAUUGAAACCAGCAACGACGUCUUGGAUUUCACCCCUGCUUCUAGAGUUUACAAGACUCUAUUACAAGGUGGAAAAUUCGACAAGAAUGAAAAGAAAGUCGUGGUAACUGAUCCGGAACUGUCCAAGCAAUCGGCUGAGAAGUUGUGGAAGGCUAUUCAAUCGCACGCAGUGAAGCUGGCCAAGUCAUCGGGUACAUUCAUUAUCGCUGAACUUGUUGAGGCUGUUGUUGCUAACGGAUUGGAUAGUAUUAAAGAGGAAAUAGUGAAUGAGUUUGAUGGUCCUCAACGCGAUGAAAUCAAACAUUCUGAAGCUAAAGGGAAUGGGGUUCUGUUAGAGAAACUUGAUAAACUUGAUUAG